AUGGCCUUUCAGGAGCUCUUGGAAAAAGCAGGAGGUCUGGGGAGGUUCCAAAUCCUUCAGAUGGCUUUCCUUAUAGCAUCCAUUGCACUAGCGAGUCCUCACAGUCUGCUGGAGAACUUCACUGCAGCCAUCCCUGGUCAUCGCUGCUGGGUUCAAGUUCUGGACAACAACACUGUCUCUUUUAAUGGUACUGAGAUCCUGAACUCAGAUGUCCUUCUGAGAAUCUCCAUCCCCCUGGAUUCAAACCUGAGGCCAGAGAAGUGUCGUCGUUUCCUCCACCCCCAGUGGCAGCUCCUUCUGCUUAAUGAGACCUUCCCCAACAUGAGUGAGCCAGAUACAGAGCCCUGUGUGGAUGGCUGGGUGUAUGACCGAAGCGUCUUCUCUUCCACCAUCGUGAAUGAGUGGGACUUGGUGUGUGGCUCUCAGAUUCUGAAAUCAGUGGCUCAGUUCAUUUUCAUGAGUGGAGGCCUGAUAGGAAGCUUCAUAUGUGGCUGUCUCUCAGAUAGGUUUGGACGGAAAGUGGUGCUCAAAUGGUGUUACCUCCAACUGGCUGUCUUUGGAACGGGUGUGGCCUUUGCUCCCACCUUCCUUAUUUACUGUUCACUGCGUUUCUUGACUGGCUUUUCUUCCAUGGGUGUUUUGAUCAACUGUGGCUUGCUCAUGUCGGAGUGGGCAAUGACUGAAUCCAAAGCCAUGGUGAUAACACUAGGACACUGUGCCGCUAGUGUGGGACAGAUACUCUUGGGAGGCCUGGCUUUUGCUAUUCAAGAGUGGCGCACACUCCAGCUGGUGCUAUCUCUGCCCUUCUUCAUCUUCUUUCUGUCCUCAAGGUGUCUGGUGGAGUCUGGUCGGUGGCUGAUUGUCAAUAACAAGCCAGAGGAGGGCUUAAAGGAACUUCAAAAAGUUGCAUGCAUGAAUGGAAUAAAGAAUGCUGGAGAAAUCUUCACCAUGGAGGUGACAGGGAAAGGGAGCUGA
This is a messenger RNA of Orycteropus afer afer, 975 nucleotides long. RefSeq names its product solute carrier family 22 member 9-like. Bases 1 to 975 code for a protein of 324 amino acids. Gene Ontology annotation, molecular function: transmembrane transporter activity. The record is from RefSeq and is a predicted model, not a curated record. Gene Ontology annotation, biological process: transmembrane transport. The transcript has 5 exons. Gene Ontology annotation, cellular component: membrane. Lineage: Eukaryota; Metazoa; Chordata; Mammalia; Tubulidentata; Orycteropodidae.